CACUUCCGCCUAGCGGAUGUUGUUUUUUCCCUUUGUGAGAUUAAUUAGCAUUGGCUUCAUUUGGUCUUUGCACUACUUCAUUCACUUGGUUUUAUCCCAGGUUUCAAUACACAAACUCCCGUAACGACAAGUAAAGCUUGAUGUUCCUCCGGCCCCGACAGGUUCCCUGAAGAGUAACCAAACCAUCAAUCAGCAGCAUCAUGUCUGCCGAAUUGGACCUGUCUCCACCUGAGGUCCCUGAGCCCACCUUUCUAGAAAGCCUACUGCGCUAUGGGCUUUUCCUGGGGGCCAUCUUCCAGCUCAUCUGCAUCCUGGCUGUCGUCUUCCCCACAUCCACGUCUCAUGAGCAGGAGGAGACUGAAUCGACUGAAGGAAAGGCCACUGAACAGAUGAAGAAACCCAAAGGACUCGCACCGCAGAUCCGACAGAAACCAAAGAAAGAGAGCAAAAAGAAGCGAUAGUGUGUGAGUGUGUGCGUGCGUGUGUGUGCGUGUGCGUGUUACUGGCUUGUGUGAAUGCGUUUGUAUGGUUAACAGUGAGUCAGUUACAAAUACAAUUAUCACUACAGGUGUACCAAACAAUGUCAUGUUGCAACAAUUAAAAUGAGGUGCAUUUAUUUCAAGACUC
This is a messenger RNA of Gasterosteus aculeatus aculeatus (three-spined stickleback), 627 nucleotides long. RefSeq names its product mannosidase beta like (gene manbal). The record is from RefSeq and is a predicted model, not a curated record. Lineage: Eukaryota; Metazoa; Chordata; Actinopteri; Perciformes; Gasterosteidae. Gene Ontology annotation, cellular component: membrane.